AUGAAAAAGACGCCUUUUACCUUACAUUUAGCUUUAGAAUAUUGCAACUCUUCAUCAUCACAAUAAUACAAUAACAGAUUAAAAUAUUAUCAUUUUUCGGUGUAAUCAGACAGACCCGGACCACAAAAAAAUUUGUUAGGACUAAAAAUUCAUGUUUACACUUUAGAAUCAUAUUUCUAGAGCUUGUAAUAAAUUAGAGAAAUUAAAAAUUUAGAAAUUAGUUCAGAAAGCAGCAUUAUAGAAUCAAGUGAAGAAGAUAAUAAAAAUAAAGAUUAACAAAAUAUAUAAUAAAUGUAAAGAUUAUUAAGACAAAAAAGUGAAGGUGUAAUUUAAGAAAUGCAAGUUAAUGAUGAGUAAAAAGAUGUUCAAUAAUAAAAUUUAAAUAACACAUUAGAAAAAAAUUUAACUGAUUUCAUGUAAUUUAAUCAAGAUUACAAAAAUUUAAGUGAAGAUACAAAAUUUAGACUAAAUUGUUCAUUCACAAAAUUAUUUUAAAAAAAUGUUCAAUGGAUUUUUUGGAGAUAUUACGAAUGGUUAAAGUAAAAAUUCUUUUGUUAUCAAUUAAUUGUAAAUAAUGAAAAAGGAACACUACUGUAAAACUCUAAAUAAAUUUAUCACUCAAUUCCACCUAUAUAAGGAACAGAGACAUAUUUUAACGAAGAGUACAAUAAAUUAAAAACUUACUGUUUUAACGAGGGUUUACCCUUAUUUUUCUAAACAAUAACAAUGAAUGAGUUUGAUGAAAAAACUUUUAAAAAUAUGAGAGGUUUGAAUUAUUUAGAUUUAGAGGACUUUCAAAUAGUGUAAAGAUUGAACAAAGUUAAUAUUCGUUACGAAGAGCUAAUGUAAAACGCAAACAAUUUUGUAGAUUAUUAUUUAUUCUUAAUGAAACAUUACAAAAAGGUAAUAAAAAAUAAAUUUAACAAUUAAUUGAAUCCACAUAAAGAUUUUAAUCAUUAUAAAUUUGGGUUAUAUGGGGAUUAUAAGGCAAUGGUUACAAGAAUUGAAUUUUAAAAUAGGGGAUCAUUGCACUUUCACUAAUUUAUUUUUAUCAAUUAAAAUGAAAAUAAUUUAUAUAAUGAAUGUUAUUUAUAAUAUAUACUUGGUGAAUUUUCAUUAUAUAAUAGCAAUUUUCAAAAAGAUGUUAAAUUUUUACACAAGUAUGAUUUAUUUCAUCAUUGUUCUUUGGAAAAAUGCAUCACAAAAGACACACAAACAUGCCGAUUCGGAUUUCCCUAAAAUAUUACUAACGGAUAAUAUAAUACAAUAAAGGGAAUAUAGAAUAAUUAAAGAAGAUUGAAAUAAGAAGAUUAAAAUGUUAUUACAUUUUAUAGGGACACAGUAAAAUUUUUCAAUUCAAAUUGUUAAAUAAAUAUGUGUAAUGAUGAAAAUAUUUUGGGUUAUUUAACAAAGUAUAUUAAUAAAACACAAUAAAAAAAUAAAAACUUAACUGGAAAAGAGAGUGCUUCAAGAGAAAAUAUGUUUGAUUACCCUGAAAACAAUACAAUAAUGGACCAAGUAAAAAAAUUUUUAGAUGAAAAACAGACUUCACUCUAAGAAGCCUAUUUUGCCUUUAAAUAAACAUAAAUAAUUGAAUCUUCUUUUAAUGUCAUAAAAAUAAAAUAAUAACCUAUGACAACUUAAAUCAGUAGCAAGGUUGAUUAUUUUGAUUAAAUAACAGUUAAAAAUGUUGAUGAAAUGUUUGAAAUUAACUAAAUUUCGAAUAGUUGGUAUCGAUAUAUCAAUAGACCAGAAGAAUUAGAAUUACUUAAUUUUUAUGAGUAUUGUGUAACAACAAUUUUUUAUGGAAAAAAAUAAAAAUACAUAAUGAAAAUGAAACAGGAAUUAAUGUCUAACAUUUUGAAUGGUGCAAUUAGAAAUUUUUUGGUUGAUUAAAAUUCUAAUAUAAUUAAAAUAAAAGAAAACUCAUAAAAUAAAAAAAUUAUUAUUUAAACAUCUUAUUUGCACCCUUCAGAAGACUAUAAAGGGAUAAAUAAUGUGUAUUUUUUAUAAAUGUUACAAUUAUUUUGGCCUCAUAGAAAAAAUUCAUGGAUUCAAAAUACAUUUGAUAAUUACGAUGGAUAUAUAAAAGCAUACCACAAUUUAAUAAAUAGUUUUGAUUAUCCUAGAGAAGAUAAUAUUUAAAAUUAUUACAGAAUAAAAUACUGCAAAUAUUAAGAAUAUCCUUUAAAACAUUAUGUAUAUUAGAUUUAAUUAAUUAAAUUGAAUAAUAAAUGGAUAUAGAGUUAGAAUAUAAACGCAUUGAUGAUAUAAAAACAAUUAUUCCAUACCUUUAUCCAUAAAAAGUGA
This is a messenger RNA of Paramecium sonneborni, 2310 nucleotides long. The record is from the annotation of a GenBank genome assembly. Lineage: Eukaryota; Ciliophora; Oligohymenophorea; Peniculida; Parameciidae.